GCUGCGCAGCGGCCCCCCCGGUCAUCGCUCUCCACCCCCUCGGGAGCCAUCAGGACAGCCGCCGCCCGCGUGUUGCGUGGUUUGCUUCGAGCCCCAGCAUCCCAGCCAUCCAUCUCGCCCCGUCCUCGCUCGUCCGUCCGUCACCACCAAGGCACGCCCUCGUUGACGGCUUGGGCUCUGCGACACGCUUUCCCCCCGUACAUACAAUACACCCGUCCUUGCGUACAUGCCGGGGCAGUACACAUAAUACAGUCCCUUGCCUUGUCUUCAACCCACAGCGUGCAUACAGAGCACAGCAGGCGCCGCUCACGCCUGCGAGACCGCUGCGGCCGUCGAUUCAGACCUGACCUGGCCUGGCCUUCUGCCCGCGCCUCAAGCCAUCGUCCCAUCCAACCAAGCAGUCGUUCGUCGGCCUGCCGAACCCACUGCCAGCCUCUUCCGCGCUGCUGUUUCUGCCGCUGCCCAAGUGUCGCCACGCCCAUUUUGGUCCUCUGCACAAUCGCUCCUUUCUGCCCCUUCCCUUUUCUCGUGUGCGUGAGUCGCCCUCGAGCCGCAAUCCGGGGUACUGGCAACAGUGUUGUGUCCGUGUCUCUCGCUGACGCCGACCCUGUCCCAGACCUUUCUUCUGCCGGCCUUCCUUCGCCCCCCCCCCCGGAUGUCUUGACGUCGACCAGUCAACGGCAAAAGCAUUUCGACAACACCAGGAUCGCAUCCUCCAAUCUGAACAUCUCCACACGCCCGGUCGUCGGCACGAUAUAGUCGACAGAGGAGACGGCGUCCCCGGUGCAUUGCUGGACCGUGGCCUCGCUGCCAUUGUCGUCCUAGGCCAGUCACCAAGAUGGGCGUCGACACCAAGAAGAAGGCACCGCCACUCCCCGCUCCAACCGAGACCGAUACGACCACGCCGACAGAAGUCGCCACCGACAUCUCCAAACCGGGCGACGAAAAGUCUUCGUACUCGCUUCCCGAGGACGGCACACCCGUCACAAUCCGUACCCGCGGCCACAAGUCGAAUCGGUCGCAGACCUCGCUCCUGAUCGAAUACUUCGAGGGGGGCAAGGCAGGGUCGGGGUCGGAUCGCAAGCCUAGCGUUCGCGUGCGCUUGACGCCUUCCAAGAAGAGCAAAGGCGAUCAUAUCCAGGUGACGGAGACCAAGGGCACUCGCAAGGCCUCUCUGACCCGCCGCAUUCCCCUCGACGAGGCGAUCGCGUCUCGCGAGAUCCAACUUGGCGGUGAAGGCGGCGACGACGCUCAUAGCAUGACCUCGUAUGCGUCGGCGACCGAAGAGUCCAAUGUCUCGAGAAAUCCGAUUGACAUUGAGAUUGACCGGAAUCGUCGACGACGGCGCCCAGCGAGCCCGUUGAUUCCCACCGGCGAGACGUAUCAGCCGGGAAACCCUUCUGAAAUUUCCGCCAUCCCGACCGACAGCUUUCUCGAUGGCUCUGGCCCUACCGGUGAUCUUAAGCGAUCUGCGAGCCCGUCGCGGGCUGGUGACAGCAUCGCCGCCGCAGCAGCAGGAGCGCUAGCUGGCGCCGCCAUGGGUGAGAUAAGCAGCAACAAGCCCCGUGGCAAGGAGAGGGUCAAGAUCUCGGACAGCAGCACAAAGGAAAAAUCGUCCGACCGGAAAAGGCGUUCUAAAAGUAGAACAAGCAGCAUCAGCGAACCCGCGGUAGACGAAGCUCGGUCGUCGCGCCGUCGGUCAAGCCGUGGCCAUCAGGAAUCCAAUGUGUCGGCGGCAGAUUCCAGUGUCUUGUCGUCUAAUCUCUCUCCGAGCCACCGCUCCUUCGACACGCGAUCCAUGCGCUCCGGCGCAUCCAAAUCGUCGAUUAAUAACCCCAAGUUGUUGGAGACUGUCGAAGACGCCAUUCGAAGGCUGAUUUUGCCCGAAUUGAGCGCUCUCAAGCGGGAGCAGAGCAAGCGCGAAGCUCGGCGCAGCUCUCUGACGUCAACUGGCACGUCGGCAUCCAGGGAUGAUGUCUCCACAGACCGGAGGCGGUCUUCGGGCGGCCACCGGAGCGAGCACUCUCGCGACCCGUCUCGACAUAAAGAGAGGAGGAACCGGGAGGCUCGGCAUGACCUCGACGAGGCAUCGCUACGCAGCGCGAGUCGCGACUCGAUUGACGCAGAGUAUCGCGCGCAUGAUGGUGAUGCGACCACCCCAAAACGCAGUAACAAUCUGCUCAAGGUCGCCGCCGCAGGUGCCGCCGGAGCGGCGGCGGCCAAGGCUCUUUCCUCGACCAUGGACAAGUCGGAUUCUCCAGAUAGGACACAGCGCGAUCGACGUCGACGGCGCGCUGAGUCUGCAAGAAGCCGCAGCUUGGGGCGUGAUCUCUACUCGGAAGAGUACGACGAUGAUGACGAUGAGAUGGCGCCGGCGCCUCCAAUGCCGCUCAUGAGCGACAUUAAUCCAUCUGAGUUGACACGUACAUCCAUCCUUUCAGCCGACACUGAUAGACCUCACUCUGCCAGCGAGGAGCUCGUCUCUGGUCACGAUGCUGCUCGUGGACUGGACUCUCCCGGCUCAACGCCUACCAGAGCAAGAACUCCAGCAGAUCUCCAACACACCCUGGGAACGAAACACGCCAACGUCUCUCACGGUGAUCUGAACGCGCUCCCUAGGGGCCAAAAAGGCUAUGUGCAAGAAUAUGAAACUGAUGAGUUUGGCCGGAAGAUACCCAUUGGCGACUAUGAAGGCUAUGAGCGCAGUCGAAACGUGCCCGAGGACGAUGACUACCCUGAGGACGAUUUUGAGGAUCGCUACUACAGCCAGCAGGACGUUCCUCCGCCGCUCAAGUAUGUUCCAUAUCAAGCUGGUGCUCGGGGACUUAGCCCCAUUCCGAGCGUAUCUGGAUACACCGAGGGCGGAAGCGAGGCCCAGCGCCCCCUGAGCUCCCGCGACGUGCAUUCGCCCAGCGCCUUUGCUUCUCCAGGCAAGUCUCCCGAGCAAGGGCGUCAGCUCAGAUCCGCCCACUCCCAAGACUCGGUUCCAAGCAAUAUGAGGAGCAGCGAGUCCGAUCAGGCCUCCGACCAUGGCAGUCACGAGCAAACCGCGGCGGGCCAGGCAGUGCGAGGGCUUGGUGCGAACCCCGACUUCGUUCAUCCGCCAAGCGGUGUAGAAUCGGCGGUCGCGUCCUUGGUAGAUGGCUCGAUGCUAGAACAGUCGGUGUUGACUGGAUCCGGCUACGACUACAACGGCCAACGCGACUCCAUGAUUUCCGACGAAUUUCACAGCAGAGUUGACCGCAGCAGCGCGGGUGACAGCCCGGGCAAGAUGUCCGCUGGUAGCUAUCAUGGUGCAGGAGAGGAACUGAGGGCGGCAACGCCAGGAUCUCGGUCGCAAGCCCAGUCGCAGGACUAUUCGGAGUACGAAAUCGAUGAGCAUGGUCAAAAGGUGCCACGCACCAGGUACCGACACUCUCCUACGGCAUCUGAGGCUGCCAUUACUGCCGGUGCGGUCGGGGCUGCUGCGGCAGCUCUCAAAGCAGCACAAGAGAGGAGACAGGCGACAGUCGAGGACAGCGCGGACGAAGUUUUCCAGCCUGCCGGCGUGUCUCGUAAUAAGUCUUUCAAAGAGCGGACUACACAGCACGGCUGGGAGCCACGAAACACACCAGCUCACAGCGUAGACAGGCUCGAUUUCGAGGACCAGCCGAAAAUGGCUGCUAGUGGCAUCCCCGACGUCAACAGUCCUAUGCCUGAGAUUGGUUACAUGGACGAUGAUUUGCAGACGAACCCAUCAGUUGUGGAGGAGCGACUGGACGGACGCCGCGAUGGGCAUGACUGGUCUGGCAGAGCAACGCCAACACAGCGUGACAUUGAUGGCUACGAUCGAGAUGGCCACGGCACGGGCGGUGGACUGGGAAUCACCGAGGUCGCCGGCGCUGCAGCCUUGGGCGCAGCUGCUAGCAUGGCUGCGAUACAUCACAAUGAGCCUGAGGAGCACGACGAGUGGCAGCGAACAUCAGAAGAGCGUAAGCGCGAUACUCUAGUCACGAAUCCCUACGAAGACGCAAGCCCGAUCGCCAACCCGGCUCUCGAUGAGACGAUACUAAGCGGCCGUGGACUGGACGCCCAAUUCCACACCGGAAGCCCUGGCUUCGGGCAAAAGUACGACGAGGGCUACAUGUCGAAUGGCCCGGUCCGGACACCGGACGUUGAGCCGAAGGGCAAGGCCAUCGACUUCGGCACAGGCGCGAAUUUGGGCGAAGAUCCAUUCUACUCACCCCAGGGGCAUUCGCGCCAUCUGAGUGGCAUGUCCCAAGGCAUGGCCUCGCCGUUUUACGAUGCUGCAACGGGUGCUGGUAUCGAGCGUAUCGAAAACAAGGACAUUGUCGCCUUGAUGCAGCAUCUCAUGGUGCGCGACGCCCAGAGAAGCGCAAGAGACACGGAGAUCGUGGCGCUGCUCAUGAACGCCGCGCUAGAGAUGCGCAAUUCAUUCCGGGAGAUGAAGGAGCUGGUGCAGGAUACUGGCGACGACGUCAUCUUUGCCAACGUCGAGAACACGGACAAACUCCAGAAGGCCAUUAACGGACCCAGGCCGUAUCCCGGCGCAGCGUCCCGGUCCAUCCAGAGUGGCUCCCAGGCCGGCACUAUCGAUGACGUCGCGGCCAAGAAGAAGAACAUUUGGCGGCGGGCGUUACAGGGUCUCGGUGCCAAGGGAACAAACGACCUCAGCCGCAUCGAAGACAUGCUUAUGCAGCUGCUCGGUGAGGUUGACGUGCUGAAGAUGCAGACGGCACAGCCGGUGUCUACCGGCGGCCCUGGCCAGUCGUACGAGAACCUGCAGCCGGAGGCCCAGUACGAACAAGACAAGGGCUACGAACCGGAGGGCAUCUCAACGGCCAGUCAUGCCAGCCAGUCGAGUCAUUUGAUCUCGUCUCAACCCAGGACUCUGGCUCCGCCUUUCGCAGGGGAACGGCGGGCAGUCUCGGAUCACCGGAUCAGCACCGUGGAGGAAAAUGAGGAGGAGUAUCAGUAUGAUCACCCCAGCCCCUCCGCGGAGAGGAUGAAGGCCAACCUGCUCUCCCCUGGGCGGCCGGAUCAGGUGCAACGAGGCGGGUCUGUGCCGCCAGAGACUCCGCCACAGCUUGUAGACAGGAGCGAUCAGCAUCCACAGAGUGCCGAAAACACCCCCCGGACAGAGAGGGGAAAGAAGCACAAGUCUAGCAGCUCUUCUGGAUGGCUGCCUAAGAUCUCUCGCUGGUCAGAAACGACGACGUCAAGCGUCGGGCGAAUCCUCCGCGGCAGCGGAGGCAAGAAGGGAGGGCCAAAGUAUGACGAGUUUCAACCGCCGUCACGGUCUGGCUCCAGUCUGGCAUCUUACGAAGACAACUAUAGGCAUGACCCAUACGACGACAAGCUGCACACGGGCUUCUCGGACCAGAAUCUCAUCCCCGAGCCAUAUGGACGAGAUGAAGGCCCGCCUCCGACAUCCUUCCAGACGCCAGAAGACCCCAAGUACAAGGCGCACAGGAACUCUGUAAACCUUCAGCACCCUCAACCCAGGCCGGGGCAGACGGAGCGCUACCGGACAGCCUUGGAGACGUCGGCUCAAGAAUACAGCAACAACCUGACGACGCCGAGGUCGGCAGACUGGGCGGGCUCGGCCACUAGUCUCAACCGGCUGCCUACAGGCACGAAUAGGCAUAGCACCACGUCGUCAACUGCAGCCGCAGGAGCGGCCGCUCAGGAGGCAGAGCAUUGGCACUCAUCGCCGGGGCCACCACGGCCACCCAAAGAGCCUAUCGGCAGCCCUCUGACGCAGACGUCUCCGAGAUCUGCUGACAUGACGAGACUCAAGGAGGGCAGUCCGCCGGCGCAGCAAAGCUCAGAGAGCGGCUACGGGACACUGACGGCUACGCACCUUAGCCAUUACUCCGGCAGCAGCCCCAAGCUGGAGAACAGGAAUCUGAACGCGGCACUGGGCGUGCCCACGCGGAGACCUACCGGACCGCGGGCAAUGACGCCGAGGCAUCCCGAUGAGGAUGCUGCGAGAGAAGAGAGGCGGCGCAAGCGAGACACUUUUGGCACAGUGGCGAGCGAGGACACGGACACGUUCUGAGGCGCCGUUGAGGUGUAACUCCCGAGGCAAGGUUGAACACGGAUUACAAUUUGCAAAGGGCGAGGCGACUUGCCGGUAUAUACAAUGCACAUAAGGAGCUGGCUGUGCUCGAUCUGCAUGAGGGGUUUGACUGCGAUGAGAUGCGACGUCUGAUCUCGCACAUGUUUUGCUGGCUUGCGGAGCCGUUUUGUUCUCCUUUUCUUAUGACGAUACGACUCAUGGCUUUUUGGUUCUAGAGCACAGCGUCGAUUGGUCAUGUAGUAGGCGGGUGGAUGGCGGUCCUCGCAAUGAGGUAUGACGGAGAGAGGAGGAGGGGGGAUGACCAUAUAUCGAUAGCGAGUGAAGAAAAGUGGACGGUUGAACAAUUAAUGUGAUUGAUGAAGAGAUGAAUCGUGUCUAAAUUUCAAGAAGGAAGAGUCUCAAUGAGAAGGGUGUCAAUGAGACGAUGAUGGAUAAAUGCAG
This is a messenger RNA of Purpureocillium takamizusanense, 6523 nucleotides long. RefSeq lists its product as uncharacterized. The record is from RefSeq and is a predicted model, not a curated record. NCBI's taxonomy places the organism in Eukaryota, Fungi, Ascomycota, Sordariomycetes, Hypocreales, Ophiocordycipitaceae. The coding region runs from base 839 to 6061 and encodes 1740 amino acids. The transcript has 4 exons.